This is a messenger RNA of Nanorana parkeri, 6126 nucleotides long. It is a transcript of the gene C5, whose product is annotated as complement C5. The transcript has 49 exons. NCBI's taxonomy places the organism in Eukaryota, Metazoa, Chordata, Amphibia, Anura, Dicroglossidae. Gene Ontology annotation, molecular function: endopeptidase inhibitor activity; protein binding. The coding region runs from base 1 to 6126 and encodes 2041 amino acids. Gene Ontology annotation, cellular component: extracellular region. The record is from RefSeq and is a predicted model, not a curated record.
AUGAUCCUGCUACAAUUUGCCUUUCUCAUCGCCCUGUGUGGAAGGAGCCAAAGCCAAGAGCAAACGUACCUGGUGACUGGGCCCCGGCUAUGGAGAAUAGGGGCGCAGGAAACUGUGGUCAUUCAGGCUUUUGGACAAAAGGAAAAUUUCCCUAUAAAAAUUUCAUUGCUGAGUUUCCCAGAUAAGAGGACCACAUAUGCAGUGCAGAGCCUAGAUCUGACUCCAGCCAACAACUUUCAAGGGGCAGCCAGCCUCCGGAUUCUGCCAAACAAAUUAGCACGGAAAGAUGGCGAGAUGCAGUACAUCUACCUCCAAGCACAAUCAAAGUCUUUCACCAAGGAGGAAAAAGUGCCAGUUACUUACCAGAAUGGAUUCUUAUUCAUCCAGACCGACAAAGUCGUCUACACGCCUGACCAAUCCGUUAAGAUUCGGGUCUAUUCCAUGGAUGAAGAGUUGAGACCAGCCCGCCGUCGAGUUACUCUCACGAUCAUGGACCCUCAGAAAGUGAAAAUGGACACAGUGACACAAGACGAUGCCACGGGUGUCAUUUCAUUCCCGGAAUUCAAGAUUCCGGCCAAUCCCAGAUAUGGUUUGUGGACUAUUGAAGCUACCUACGAAUCCGACUUUGUAACCUCCAGUGCUGUGAAGUUCGAAGUAAAGGAAUACGUUCUACCAAGGUUCUUUGUCACCAUCGAACCUGAACGCAACUUUAUCAGCUACGACACUUUCAAGGAUUUUGCUGUCACAGUAAAAGCAAAAUAUUACUAUGGCAGAAUAGUGGAGAAAGGCAAAGCCUUCAUUCGCUAUGGAUUAAUUGCAAAUGGGGAGAAGAAGAUGAUGGCAAAAUCAAUAGAGGUGUUGCAGAUAAUCAAUGGGGAGGCCGAAUUCCAUUUUAACAGUGAGCGCUCGGUGGCAGACCUGCAGUACUCCUCUCUGGAAGAACUGGAUGGGGCUUACCUGUACAUAACAGCAACAGUGGAGGAAGAGGAAGGUUCCCAGUCUGAAGAGAGUGAGAACUCCAAUGUUAAAUAUAUUUUAACGCCAUACAGGCUGACCCUGAUAGCAACACCUUUGUUUGUGAAACCAACACUGCCCUAUCAUAUAAAGGUUCUGGUGAAAGACACUUUGGACAACCCCACAGCAAGGAUUCCCCUUACUCUAUCUGGUGAAUUCACCAAUGAAAAUGGUGAAUCUGCUCCUAUUGAUAACGGUGAAUCAAUAAAACAAAGGACAGACAUCAAAGGGACAUCUGUGUUUGUCAUCAACAUCCCAGCAGGUGUCACAGCCCUGGAUUUUAGGAUCAAAACAGAUGAUCCAAACCUUCAAGAGGAAAACCAAGCAGAGGCAGAGUUCAAGGCCACGUCCUACAAGUCACUGACUGAAAGCUACCUGUACAUUGACUGGGCAAGAGAGAGCAGAAUUUUCCAAGUCGGCAGUUUUCUAAAUGUCAACAUAUUUCCAAAAAGCCCUUACCUACACAAGCUAACCCACUACAGUUAUUUGAUAAUAUCCAAGGGGAAGAUCCUCCAAUAUAAUACAGUGGAGCGGGUUCCUGGUUCUGUCUCCCAGUAUCUAAACAUCCAGAUAACAUCGAGCAUGGUUCCAUCCUUCCGUCUGCUUGUAUACUAUAUUGUUACUGGAGAAUCAACUGCAGAGCUUAUUGCCGAUUCCAUCUGGGUGGAAGUCCAGGAAAACUGUCUUAAUAGCCAGAAGAUUCAACUGAGCACGUCUGGUGGCACCUUCAAACCGAAAGAAAACGUAACACUUAAUAUAAAUGCACAAACUGGCUCUAUAGUAGCACUGUCUGCUGUUGAUGUUGCUAUUUAUGAUGUCACAAAAAAGUUUCAGAGACCUCUGGAAAGAGUUCUGCGCAAGAUAGAGGAAUCAGACUUGGGGUGCGGUGCUGGGGCAGGGCAAAACAACGUGGAUGUCUUCCAAACAGCCGGUCUUACAUUUAUAACAAAUGCCAACAUCCAGGCUGCUCAGAACACAGACCCAAGCAUCACUAAACGCAUCAACUUACCCUUGCACCUGUUUCCAGUCCAAGCAAAGUUGAACAGCACCAGCUACCACUACAUCCGGUUCCUACACCAGCAGCUUUCAAAUUAUGGCCAAGAUUGGAAAUGUGAUGCAAUACUAAGAAGUAAAAGAUCGUUGGAGGAUGAAAUCAAGAAAGAAGCUGGAAAAUUCCACAAUGAGAGCGUUAAGAAGUGCUGCAUGGAUGGCGGGACCAAUUUAAUAAAUGAAAAGGAGUGCAAAAAAGGGGUCGAGCGAGUCGAGAGACGGAAACCAAGCUUCCCACUAUGUGCAAAAGUGUUCGCAAAAUGCUGCCAGCUGGCCAAACAGCUGAAAGAGAAACUGGACAUGGAGCACAAAGAGCUGCAACUAGGAAGGAUGUAUAUCAAGACAGUUUUUAAUUUGGAGGAGCCAGAAAUUCGCAGUUAUUUCCCAGAAAGUUGGCUGUGGGAAGAGCAUGCCAUCACGGACAGAUACGGCGAGAAGAAGUUGCAAGUAAGUCUUCCAGACUCUCUGACCACAUGGGAAGUGCAAGGAGUUGGCAUGUCCGAUAAAGGUAUCUGUGUUGCUGAUCCACUGUCACUUACAGUGUUUAAAGACUUGUUUCUGGAUGUGCAACUACCCUACUCUGUCGUGCGAGGGGAGCAAGUGCAGAUCAAAGUGGUUGUUUACAACUACCAAGCUUACAAAGUUACGGGUUGCGUCAGAGUGUCGGUGACUAAAGAAGUAUGUUUGGUGAGCGAUUCCUCCUCCGAUGGUUACAGAAAUCGGAGAGGCUGUCAGGAUGAAAUCCAUCCGCUGACUCCGAAGAUAUAUACAUAUAAUCUCCUCCCUCUGGAGCUCGGACUCCACCCUGUCACCUUCACCCUGCAUGUUCCCAAGAAAGAAAUUGUGAUCAAGACUCUGCGGGUGGUGCCCGAAGGGAUUCAGGAAGAAAAUAGCAUGGGAUUCACUCUGGAUCCACAGGGAAUUCGUGGAAUAAUGAAGAGGAAUGAAGAUGUGGCCUUCAAGAUUCCAGUGAAUAUUGUGCCAAAAUCAAAGAUCAAUCGCAUCCUCUCCAUCAAUGGAAACAUACUGGGAGAGGUGAUAGACAUGAUUGUGAGUGGGAAUAGCAUACAGACUCUGGUCAACCUUCCGAAAGGCAGCGCAGAGACGGAACUGAUGAGAGUGGCGCCUAUCUUCUACGUUUAUCAUUAUCUGGACACCAAGAAUGAGUGGAGCCUGCUGGGCCCUAACACCUUCAUGAUUCAGAUAGAAAUGCAGAAGAAGCUAAAGGAUGGAGUUUCCAGCAUACUCGCCUUCCGCAAUGGGGACCAUUCCUACAGCUUGCGGAGAGACAGCGACCCUAGCACCUGGUUAACAGCCUUUGCUCUGCGCACCUUUGGAGAAAUUCAGAAAUACGUAUCCCUGGAUCAUAUGUCUGUGUGUAACAGUCUCAUCUGGCUGAUUGAGAAAUGCCAAUCCAGAGAUGGAUCCUUCCAGGAAAAGUCCUCAACAAACCUUGUCAAACUACAGGGCACAAUUCCCAGAGAGGCAGCUGAGAAGACUCUGUAUCUGACAGCAUAUGUCAUAAUUGCAAUACAGAAAUCGCUCCACAUGUGUCCACUCAAUCAAAUAAGCAACGCACUGGAACUCGCCAUAGACUACGUCUCCAGACAGGCCUCCAGCGCACAGACCAUGUACACAAUGGCAGUCUGUGCAUAUGCUCUCCAUAUUUCAGAGUCAACGCUACAGAGUAAACACCAAACAAUUGCGAAAAUAAAAGGGGAGGCACUCACCAAAGGAAUCAGUUUUCCACCAGCCUAUCGAUAUUGGAAGGAUACGCUGAACAAAUUUGACCAGGUCACACCUAGUGUGGAAACAGCAAUGAUGGUGGAGACGACAGCUUACACUCUGCUGGCUAUACUGAAAUCCGGUGAUUAUGAAUAUGCCAAACCGGUUGCACGUUGGCUGAAGGAGCAGCAGCGGUACGGCGGAGGAUUCUUUUCAACACAGGAUACUGUCAUGGCCCUAGAAGCGCUGACAGAGGUUGGCAUCUUGGAGAAGAAGCUCAACUUAAACAUGGAUGUGACAGUCUCCUACAGAAGAGCCGGGGAGUUCAAGAACUACCGGUUGACCGAAAGGAAUCCAUUCACAAAACCUGUUGAGGUUCCCAUUCUAGAAGAUCUGAUUAUCAGUACAAGGAGCGCCUAUGGUAUUGCUACAGGAAAUGUGAGGACCGUCUAUAACAUCAUUAGCCCCCCUCAGGAAAACUGCCGGUUUGACCUGAAGAUUCAGAAGAAAUUACCAUGUAUGUUAACAGCCUUUGCUCUGCGCACCUUUGGAGAAAUUCAGAAAUACGUAUCCCUGGAUCAUAUGUCUGUGUGUAACAGUCUCAUCUGGCUGAUUGAGAAAUGCCAAUCCAGAGAUGGAUCCUUCCAGGAAAAGUCCUCAACAAACCUUGUCAAACUACAGGGCACAAUUCCCAGAGAGGCAGCUGAGAAGACUCUGUAUCUGACAGCAUAUGUCAUAAUUGCAAUACAGAAAUCGCUCCACAUGUGUCCACUCAAUCAAAUAAGCAACGCACUGGAACUCGCCAUAGACUACGUCUCCAGACAGGCCUCCAGCGCACAGACCAUGUACACAAUGGCAGUCUGUGCAUAUGCUCUCCAUAUUUCAGAGUCAACGCUACAGAGUAAACACCAAACAAUUGCGAAAAUAAAAGGGGAGGCACUCACCAAAGGAAUCAGUUUUCCACCAGCCUAUCGAUAUUGGAAGGAUACGCUGAACAAAUUUGACCAGGUCACACCUAGUGUGGAAACAGCAAUGAUGGUGGAGACGACAGCUUACACUCUGCUGGCUAUACUGAAAUCCGGUGAUUAUGAAUAUGCCAAACCGGUUGCACGUUGGCUGAAGGAGCAGCAGCGGUACGGCGGAGGAUUCUUUUCAACACAGGAUACUGUCAUGGCCCUAGAAGCGCUGACAGAGGUUGGCAUCUUGGAGAAGAAGCUCAACUUAAACAUGGAUGUGACAGUCUCCUACAGAAGAGCCGGGGAGUUCAAGAACUACCGGUUGACCGAAAGGAAUCCAUUCACAAAACCUGUUGAGGUUCCCAUUCUAGAAGAUCUGAUUAUCAGUACAAGGAGCGCCUAUGGUAUUGCUACAGGAAAUGUGAGGACCGUCUAUAACAUCAUUAGCCCCCCUCAGGAAAACUGCCGGUUUGACCUGAAGAUUCAGAAGAAAUUACCAUCAGAAGACCAGUCGAUAUUCAGUGAUGAUAACUCACAGGCACUGUUCCUGGAAGUCUGUGCAAAGUACAAGCCAAAGAAAAAUGAAAAUGUGGAAUCGGGACAAGUGGUCAUGGAGAUUACACUAGUUACUGGCCUCAUAGCUGAUGAGAAAAACUUGAAUGAGCUCAUCAACAGAGUGGACCAGUAUGUGGUGGAUUACAGUCUCGAAGAUGGAAAAGUUGUUCUCCACUUUGACUGGAUUGGAUCUGAUGAGUACAUCUGUGCCACCCUGCUGGUCAGGAAGAUGUUCAAAGUGGCCUUGAUAAGCCCCGGGAUCUUUAAAGUUUACGAAUUGCGAGCACCAGAUCAGGCAUGUACCACCUUCUACAAUCCAUACGCUGAUGACAAUCUGGUGAGGGUUUGCACGGGAGACACAUGUAAAUGUAUAGAAGGUGAAUGUCCCAAACUGAAAAGCAAACUGGACAUGACAACCACAGCAGAACAAAGAAAGAAUGUGGCGUGCAAGGGUGAUGUCACAUACGCAUAUAAAGUGCAGAUUGUCCAGCUGGAUGAAGAUGGAGAUUUUCUGAAAUACACAGCAAAAAUCUUGGAUAUAUUUAACAAAGGUACUGCACUGGUCAAAGUGAACAAACAGAUUCGCUUCAUCAAGAAGAAUACAUGCAGCAGCUUUGAUAUGGAGAACGGGCAGCAGUACCUGAUCAUGGGGAAAGAUGGGAUCCAGAUUCGGCAAGAGCGAGAAUUCCAUUAUGAGUAUCCGCUGGACUCCAAUUCCUGGAUAGAAUGGUGGCCGGAUGUUUCCUGCACCAGUUUGCAGUGUAAUCGAUUUUUGGGCAUGCUGGAGGACUUCACUGAGAAUAUUCUGCUGGAGGGAUGUCAGUAG